AUGGUGGUGGUAGGGAUCUUCCCUCACUCCAUCUCCCCUGGUGGUGAAGUCUACAAGAGGGCGGCGGGCGGCGGUCUAGCCUUGGUGCUGCCAGGAUCUAUCACCCCUACAAAUGGAGCGCCGCCCCCUCACACCGCCGGCCUGCGCCAUGGCGUCCCCGUCCCCGUCCCCAUCCUCUCCCACUGCCCGCCGCCGCAGGCACACCAUCUACCACGGCCACCGCCGCGCCUCGCCGCACCGGCCCACAGUCCGCGGCGGCCUCUUCACCGACCUCCGCUUCCCCUCCCCAAUACCCCGCCCCCCCCCUCCCCCUCCCCCUCCACCGCCACCGCCUUCCGCCUCCGCGACUGGGAUCCACACUCGCCCUCUUCCCCGUCGUCCGCUCCCUCUCCGUCCUCUCCCUCCGCCUCCGCUUCCUCUUCCACAUCCGCCUCCGCGCGCCGCCUCUCCCCGCUCGCGCGCUUCCUCCUCGACGCGCUCCGCCGCCACCAGCGCUGGGGCCCGCCCGUCGUCGCCGACCUCUCCAAGCUCCGCCGCGUCCCACCAUCCCUCGUCGCCGAAGUCCUCACCGCGCGCCCGCCCCCGCCGCCGCCGCUCGCGCUCCCGUUCUUCCUCUGGGCCGGCCGCCAGAAGGGCUUCCGCCACUGCUUCCCGGCCUUCCACGCCCUCGCCUCGCUGCUCUCCGCCGCGGGCCUCCCAGCCGCGGCCGACCAGCUCCCCGACCUCAUGCGCGCGCACGGCAAGCCCGUCUCCCACUCGCAGCUCACCCUCCUCGUCCGCCUCCACACCGCCGCGCGCCGCCCCCUCCGCGCUCUCCACGCGGUCCGCCGCUUCCGCCACGAGUUCGACGUCCAACCCCAGGUCCACGCGUGCAACCGCGUCCUUGGCGCACUGGCUGCUGCGGGCCACGUCGAGGACGCGCUCAAGCUGUUCGAUGAAAUGUCGGAGGGUGGCGUGCAGCCUAUCCCAGUGACGUUUACCAUCGUGGUUCGUGCACUAGCACACGCGGGGAUGACUGAUAGGCUUCUGGAAAUGAUUGGGAGGAUGCGGAACGAGGUGUGCCGGCCUGAUGUCUUUGUGUACACUGCGCUGGUGAAGACAAUGGGGCGGAGGGGGCAUAUGGACGGCUGCAUCAGGGUGUGGGAGCAAAUGGAGAAGGAUGGGGUGGAGCCAGACACAAUGGCAUAUGCUACUAUGGUUGGGGGGCUCUGCAAGGCUGGGAUGGUGGAGGAAGCAGCAGAAUUGUUCAAGGAGAUGAGGAGAAAGGGGUUACUGGUGGACAGGUCGGUGUAUGCAUCGCUCAUUGAUGGGUAUGUUGCUGCUGGGAGGGUUGGGGAUGGGUGUAGGUUGUUGAAGGAGUUGGUUGAUGCUGGCUACCGUGCUGACCUGGGGAUAUAUAACACACUUAUUAGUGGACUGUGUGGCAUAGGUAGGGAGGAUAAGGCCCAUAAGUUAUUUCAGAUUGUUCUGCAGGAGGAGCUUGUGCCAAGUUCUGAUACUGUUUCACCGUUGCUAGCUUGUUAUGCCGAAAAGGAUGAAAUGGUUACAUUUUUUGGAUUGGUCAACAAACUGGCAGAGCUGGGUUUGCCUGUUAUUGAAAUGUUAGUAGAUUUUAUGAAGCUCUUUGCAGGAAAGGAUGGUAGGGAAUUGAAGGCUAUGGAAGUGUUUGAUGUGUUGAGACAAAAACAGUAUUGUAGUGUCGGCAUUUAUAACAUUCUUAUUGAAAAUCUGCUGAAGAUCAAGGAUAGGAAGAAAUCACUUUUCCUGUUUGAAGAAAUGCAAAAUUCAGUUGAUUUUAAACCAGAUUCAUGUACAUAUAGUCAUAUGAUCCCAUGUUUCGUGGAUGAAGGAAAUGUCGAAGAGGCCUGCUCAUGCUACAACACCAUGAUGAAAGAAAAUUGGAUACCAAGUACGUCAGCCUACUGUGUUCUUGUGAAAGGGCUUUGCAAGAUUGGGGAGAUCAACACAGCCAUAUCACUUGUUAAAGAUUGUCUUGGAAAUGUAGAAAAUGGGCCAACUGAAUUUAAAUACACCUUGACUAUUCUGGAAGCUUGCAGAUCAAAAAGCCCAGAGAAAGUCAUUAAUGUGGUGGAUGAGAUGAUUGAAGUAGGUUGUUCAAUGGAAGAAAUUGUCUAUUCUGCUAUCAUAUAUGGCUUCUGCAAGUAUGCAAGUUCAACUGAGGCGAGACAGGUAUUCACUAUCAUGAGAGAUCGAAAUAUCUUAUCAGAAGCCAAUUUUAUUGUCUACGAGGACAUGCUGAACGAGCACUUGAAGAAGGCCACUGCAGACUUGGUGAUAUCUGGAUUGAAGUUUUUUGACCUUGAAUCAAAAUUGAAAUGGAGAAGCAGAAUUGAUUGA
Molecule: messenger RNA, 2358 nt
Organism: Miscanthus lutarioriparius
Lineage: Eukaryota; Viridiplantae; Streptophyta; Magnoliopsida; Poales; Poaceae
Source: the annotation of a GenBank genome assembly